Contarinia nasturtii (swede midge) is the source of this 1877-nucleotide messenger RNA. It is a transcript of the gene Ald1, whose product is annotated as fructose-bisphosphate aldolase. The coding region runs from base 156 to 1250 and encodes 364 amino acids. NCBI's taxonomy places the organism in Eukaryota, Metazoa, Arthropoda, Insecta, Diptera, Cecidomyiidae. The transcript has 5 exons. Gene Ontology annotation, cellular component: cytosol. Gene Ontology annotation, molecular function: fructose-bisphosphate aldolase activity. The record is from RefSeq and is a predicted model, not a curated record. Gene Ontology annotation, biological process: glycolytic process; fructose 1,6-bisphosphate metabolic process.
GCUCGUUUGCUACGAGAUUCACAUUUAGUAGCGCGCUAGCUGUGUAAAGAGAGUGUGUUGUCCGAUUUCACAGUUGAAAUUAUUACAAAAAGGAAAACUAAUUUCCCAAAUUUCUAAUUGAUUCAAGUGAUUUUAUAAACUAAUCAACAAGCAAAAUGACUACCUAUUUCAACUACCCACCACAAGCCCUUCAAGAUGAAUUAAAACGCAUCGCAAAUGCCAUUGUUGCACCAGGCAAAGGUAUUUUGGCCGCCGAUGAAUCGGUCGGUACCAUGGGAAAACGUUUAACCGACAUCGGUUGUGAAAAUGCUGACGAAAACCGUCGUGCAUACCGUGAAUUGUUGUUCACCACUGACGAUAAAUUGAACGAAAACAUCUCCGGUGUCAUUCUUUUCCACGAAACAUUGUACCAGAAAGCCGCCGAUGGUACACCAUUCGUUGACUUGUUGAAGAAGAAGGGAAUCAUUCCAGGAAUUAAAGUUGAUACUGGUGUUGUUGACUUGAUGGGUUCAGAAGGAGAAUGCACCACACAAGGUUUGGACAACUUGAACGCUCGCUGUGCACAAUACAAGAAAGACGGUUGCGAUUUCGCCAAAUGGCGUUGCGUUUUGAAAAUCGCCAAGAACACACCAAGCUACCAAGCCAUCAUGGAAAAUGCUAACGUUUUGGCUCGUUAUGCAUCAAUUUGCCAAGCUAACGGCAUCGUUCCAAUUGUUGAACCAGAAAUCUUGCCAGAUGGCGAUCACGAUUUGGAUCGUAGCCAAAAAGUCACCGAAACUGUUUUGGCCGCUGUAUACAAAGCAUUGAACGAUCAUCAUGUUUACUUGGAAGGUACAUUGUUGAAACCAAACAUGGUUACACCAGGUCAAAGCUGCCCGAAACGCUCAACCGCUGCUGAAAUUGGUUUGGCCACCGUCACCGCUUUGCGUCGCACUGUUCCAGCCGCCGUUCCAGGAGUCACAUUUUUGUCAGGUGGACAAUCAGAAGAAGAAGCUUCAGUCAAUUUGAAUGCCAUCAAUCAAGUUCCAUUGUUGAAACCAUGGGCAUUGACCUUCUCGUACGGUCGUGCAUUGCAAGCAUCCGUGCUCCGUGCAUGGGGUGGCAAAAAAGAGAAUGUUGCCGCUGCCCAAUCAGAAUUGCUCAAACGUGCUAAGGCCAACGGUGAUGCUUCAUUGGGAAAAUACGUUGCUGGUAGCGUAUCUGGUGCUAGCGGUGAUAAAGGAUUGUUCGUUGCAAACCACGCUUACUAAACACAUCAAGCAAAAAAUUACCACCUUGAACUACAUUUGUCGUGUUUUUUUUUUGAAGAAAUUUUGUGCGACGUAGCAAAAGAAACCUAUUCUCAUCGAACAACAUCAUCUCAAUUCAAACAAAUAUUAUAUAGAAUUGAUUUUCGAUUCGAUUGCCUCAGACCAUCAUAUUUAGCAUCAUUGUGUUUUAUAUACUAUUAUUUUCUAUCUUUCUUGCUUGGUUCAGUCGUUUUUUUCCUUCUCUCUAUUCUCUCUGAGAGUUGUGUGUGUAUUUGAUUGGCAAUUGAUUUGUUUGGCGUAUGUUCAACAGCUGACGGCAACAAUUUUUCAUUUGGCAAUCGACCAGAUUUUUAUGCAAUAUGAGGAACAGCAUGAUUACUUACCCAACUUUCAGAACAACCAAACAAAAAAAAAAUACUACGAACCAUGUUUUAAUCGAGAUUUUAUUAUUUUAACUAAGUUAGUGUUGUUGCGAUUUGAUUUUUCGAUUUGAAAAACUGUAAUUAACAAUAAUUUCCGAUGAAAAAAAAAAACAAGAAAUCAUAGAUAGUUGUUAUAUAGUUUGAGGCGAAGUUUAUCUUCAUCUAUUUAUCAAUAAAAGUGAAAAUAAAAAUUGCACAAAUCAUU